Messenger RNA from Pseudoliparis swirei, 4303 nucleotides. It is a transcript of the gene shisal1b, whose product is annotated as shisa like 1b. Bases 358 to 942 code for a protein of 194 amino acids. Lineage: Eukaryota; Metazoa; Chordata; Actinopteri; Perciformes; Liparidae. The record is from RefSeq and is a predicted model, not a curated record. The transcript is spliced from 5 exons.
CUUCUUCUCUGGUAUGUUUUCUGUCUCUUCCGCCUGGCUUCCCUCGUGAGCUGUUAAUUCCUGCCCCGGUCCUGAGGAUGAGGAGGUUCUAUUUGUGAGGAAGAGGCGCAACAAAGGAAGAGGAAUCAAGGAGCAACAGGGUGGUGAAUUCAGCGAGUAGGAGUGAGCGAGAAGACCUUUUCUUUUUUCUCCAGGCUCGAGCAAAGGAGUCCUGACGCCCAGCAGCAGUCAUGUGAGAGGAUCUGUCAACAAGCAGAGGAUGCCCACGCCCAGCUAAAGCAGAACCACCCCCUUCCCUCCAUCCCUCCAUCCCUCUCCAUACCUCUCGCUCCCUUCUUCCCACAUGAGGUCGAGAAGAUGACUAUCACCAGCCGGCAGUCCUUCAAUGUCCUGACGGUCAUCUUCCUCUUGCUCUCCACUGCAGCCCUCUCCGCUCAUUACCGAGUGUGUGAACCCUACUCGGACCGCAGAGGGGGAAACCACUUCGGCUUCCACUGCCCUCGCCUCACAGACAACAAGACCUACAUGUUCUGCUGCCACCACAACAACACCGCCUUCAAAUACUGCUGCAACGAAAUAGAGUUCCAGAUGGUGAUGCAGAUCAACCUCACCACCACCUCAGAUGGUUAUGCGCACAAUAAUUAUACGGCCCUGGUCGGCGUGUGGAUCUACGGCUUCUUCGUCAUGGUGCUGCUGGCCCUGGACUUUCUCUACUACUCGGCCAUCAACUACGAGCUGUGCCGGGUCUACCUGGAGAGAUGGGGUCUGGGAGGACGCUGGCUGAAGAAGGCUCGCAGUCAGUGGCAGAGGUCCAUGCCGGAGGAGAACGAAGCCCAGGCUCCGGCCCAGCCGAUGUUAACGAGCCACUACCAGCCCAGACACAGCAUCAGAGGAGAGAGCCACAGCCCCACACUCCUGCCCUACAACACAUCCACCGCAUGAAUGAUUCUGCAAGCGGACCAACCGAAGAGUAGCAACACCUUGUUUCCUUACGUGGUACAGAGGAGAGGCCCCACAGAUGCCCCUUUUCUGGACCACAGACACAAACGCCAGUGGUGGGCUCGCCAUACUGCCGUCGUUAGAAGAGACUACUGCCAUUUCCUAAUGAGCACAAAACGCCCAUGGACCGACAGAAGCAGGCCGACGCGGCAUCUAGAGACCCCGCUGAACAAAGGCUGCCGGCAGGGACGGAGGACUGUACUGCCGCAGCAGAGGAGCGACACACUCGGCGGCUCGCGGGUGUUCAGUGAUCCUCCGGAAAGAUGUCCGCGGCCCCGGAGUAUCCGAAAAGGAUCGGAGCGGAAACUGGAUGAACUGGACUCACGAGCCCGGAGGCUCAUCUUUAUAGAUAUAAACAUGUGUAUUACACUGCUGUGUCAGUUCGUGUUCAGUAGCAGUUAGACACAGUUGUGGGUUAUCUAUUCGGUGAUUUAUUUAUGUGAAUUAGUCAGAGAAAUAUAUUGAGUGGUUAACAUUCGGGAACAUGUAACAGCUUAGGUUGAUGCUGAGCAUCUCACUUAGAGUAGAAUGUUUUUGUUACUUACCAGACACCAAAUGUCUCUGCAGCCAUGUUGGGAAAAUAAUAUAUUGUAUAAAAUGUUUUAGAUCUCGUCUCUGCAUAACAAGUGGUUCCUCUACGUUGUAUUGUGUCUGACGAGGACACAACGCCAUGCAGAUAAACGGCUGUAGAUCAAAAGGCUUUACAUUCGGCCAUCAAGAGUUUUCUUGCGGUUUGGUGACGCUGAGGAAAGGGAUCUUGACUUUCAGGUCAUUCACCCAAAACAUGAAUGCCAUGUUCGCACAACUGUUGACGAAGCUACAGGCGUGGUCAGACACGUCAGCGUGUAAGUGUUGCUGAAGCUCUCGAUAGCGUAGUCACGUCGUUAUUGGAAAAAAAUGUAAAUGAACCGUGAGCCUGUUGCUUUGUCGCUCGGAGUGUGAACACGUCAUAGUGAGGAUCAGGGACGCCUCACAACAGCAAGGAGCUUCAUGUCAAGUUAAACACAACCUUAAUCCUUGGCGUCGAGCCCGGGAGUCCAUUUGAGAGCAUUACUUAUAAAGUUAGUGCGAGACAGUUGCCUCUGUAACCUCAUACAAUGACUGGUUUGCCCUUCCUCAUUACCGGAACUGCCUGAAAAUCAGAUCCAUUAGCAAUAUGAUGCAAAUGAAUAUCCAUUUGGUUCCUUUAUAAGUACUGCUCUUUACCCCACAAUGGAAAUGGACAAUUGAAAGUGAUUAGCCGGAAUAGAAAAUGUAAAAAACUAAAAAGAACACAUUAAAACCCCUUUCACUGUCAGCAAUAAUGUACAGUAGCUAAAUCAGAGGGAUGGUGUGGUAUGUAAAAGUCAGUCAACUCUUAGUUUAGCUUACAUUUAAACGGUGAAGUUACUAAAAUGGACCUAUAGCAUUUCUGGAUAGUGAACUCGUAUUGAAAAAGGUCUCCAUCAAUUUAUGUCAGAGUUGGAGGAGAAAAGUGAAAUAAUUCAAGACAAACUUUUCCAGUCGAGCUGCAAAUAAUGAUGACUUUCAUUAUCAAUUAAUUAGACAAUUAUUUUUGAAUUAUUUGCUCCAGGUGUUCAGAAUAUGGUAAAAAGUACAUUAAUUUCAGAAAUUCCUGAAGAAAUCGCUUGUUUUAUUCAACCAGUGGGCCAAAACCCAGGAUAUUCAGCUAUACUAUCAUAUCUGAUCAUAUAUCCUAAUCUUUAUGGAGGAAAUCAGUUUCGACUUGGAAAUAAAUAAUCAAACAAGUAUUUGUUUGUAAUCACCUAUGGGUGCAAUUGAAGAUUAAUGUAGUUAUUGUUUAAUCAGCCAAUCAACCUUCAAUGAAUUAAUAAUGUGUACGGUCUGAAAGGGAUUACACUGUUACAGUAAAAAAAGAAAAGCAGCAACUCCUAAUAUUUAAGAAGCUCAAACUAAGGAACUAUUUUUGCAUUUUUGCUUGAAAAAUGACGAAAAACAAUAAAUGAAUCAACCAAAAAUGUAGUUGCACUAAUAUAUAAACUGACUAAUCGUUUCAUAUCUACGAUCGCCGUAAGUUAGUGACCUCAUGCCCAAAUCUGAAUGAACUUCUGAAAUUGAUUUUCUGUAAUCCACAAAAUACUGCAACAGGAGAAGCCAGACUGUAUAUGAGCGAUAGCGUGUGAGGACCAGGUGGGCGGACCAGAAAUGAGGUGUCAGUCCCAAUCAUGCACCUUGCAAACUGGUGCUGUGGCAGCUGCUCAGCCUGCGCCGGUGCAGAGGCUCCGGUCCGUGCAACCGCUGAAAUCUAACAAGAGGUACCCCUAAUUGCUCAGUCGGCUCUUGGCCUUCCACGAGACCCGGGGUCUUGCCUUCAUAUCUGUCCUCUCUCUGUUUCGUGAAGUUUAAGUGGAUCCUCUGAACAACGCCCUGGGCCAUGCGCGGCUGGGCUUCUCUCCUCAGCUAUCGGCAAUAAUAUUCACAUUUGCUGAGUUGUUAGAGCAGGUUCGAUCACAUUGCAAUGGCUAAAGUGUAAUUGUGUGUGGGCUCGUGCUUUCAGGGGCAGAGAAAUAGGAUAUCUCCAAGUGAAAUAGUAAGGCCCGUGGAUCUACAGUUGUUCAAGAGUAUCCUCUCCUGCCCUCUUUCCUUAGCUGCUCAGCUAUUCCCAGGAGCACCACACAGGGGGGAGUUAUUUAACCGACACUGCAGCACAAAGGGGAUUUAAUUACUCCUCCCUAAUGCUGAAUGAGUGGGAACAUCUGAUGUGUUUAAGGUCAUGUCAUUUUUCAGGGGUUUUGAUGUGUGUUCUGACCUGUAAUAAAGCAAAAGAGGUCUGUUCCCAUUAACAAUAAAGUAAAGAAAAACUUGCCUCUCACAUCCAAAUUCGAUUCCCCCCCCCCCCCCCUCUCCCGUUUCUUAAAAUGUUCCAAGUUGGUUUUGUGAUGUUUUGUUUGACUCUGAUCUGAUGUGUGACGUGGUACUGUAAAUCGUAUCAGCUCAACCUUCGACCCAAAUAAAUAACAAUACUUUUUUUUUUUUACAUUAAAAGGGACGUGAGGAAGAGGGCACAUGUCUGUUUCAGUCUGUCAGGUUGUCAUGGUAACAGUUGCCUUACAGUUGAAUACCCACCUGUACACAGAAGCUUUGUAGUGGUUGACACCUCACGUUUUGGGUGUGGUGGUGGUGGUGAUGAUGAUGAUGGUGACGAUGAUGAUGAUGAUGUGCACCACGUUCUGUCUAUGUAUUUACUACUAGAUAGAAUGAUCAGUACCGUUUUCAGUUGGAUUGUUAUUGCACUUGUUGACUUUGUAUUGUCACGACAGGGAGAAAUAAAGUUUUAUCUUUU